ACUCGUUGACACGAAGAUCCUUUCUGCAAAUUCUUGCAACUGACAGCAUUUACAGAGAAUAAGUGGACUGUCGUAGUCAUGAAACGGAGUCAUGACUAUAAUGAUAAACAAACAGCAGCUGAUAUCAAGUACCAUGGGUUGAUGAACCAAGGAGCAACGUGUUACUUGAACAGUGUGCUGCAGGUGCUGUUCAUGACCAAAGGCUUCAGAGAGGCUGUGGAAAGGUACACCAGUGGAAACCCUGACACUAAGCGUGUUGAUUAUCAGCUCAAAGGCUUGUUUGAUGACUUAAAGAAAAGAACAGCAUACACCUAUAACAUCACACAGAAGCUGGGCAUCCACAGAGUGUAUGAACAGCGCGAUGCUGCCGAGUUCUUUGAUAAUACUUUAACUCUGACCAGUCCUGAGGCUUCACAGAUCUUCUGUGGAAAGUUGACACAUGAGACCAGAUGUUCUGAAUGUGGUACCAUCACUGACACAAAUGGGCCAUCUUGGCAUCUUCCUCUUGCACUGGGGGAUUCCCGCAGAUAUAGUGUGGUUCAUGGCAUUCAGGAGUUUUUCAAAGAAUCACACAUCAGUGGGGAAAAUCAGCUGUUCUGUGACCACUGUGAUGCCAAAGCUGAUGCUACUGUUAAAUGUGUCAUAAAGCAUCAUCCAGAGGUUUUGAUGCUGCUGCUGAAGAGGUUUGAGUUUAACUACCGUUACAUGACGUAUGUCAAGAACAACUGUGAUGUGGAUGUUCCCAGAACGCUACAGAUCCCAGAGAAUCAGACGUAUGAACUCUACGCAGUUGUGGAUCACUUUGGUGAUCUGAGAGGUGGACAUUACACUGCAACAGUUAAGUCAGAGGACGAUGACAGAUGGUAUAACUUCAAUGAUUCCAGAGUCUCAUUGCUUCAUCACCGGCAAUUGCAGGUGGAUAACAGUGAGAAAUCCCGGAGUGUUUAUCUUCUUUUUUACAGGAAAAAGAAAACCCACACUGCAGAUACUUGUACUCAAGACAUAAAGGAGGUACCCACCAGUGGAGGUUUGGUCCCUGCUGCCGCUGACAACCAUGACCAGAGUCACGAUGCUGGAAAGAUAAGAGAGGGAGAGGAGAGUGGUGAGACAGUAGAAGUGGGUAAUGACACUGCAGAGGAUGUUUCCAAUGACAGAAAUGGAGAAACAGGAAUUAGAGACACGGACAGUGUUGUGUCUGGAGGAGUGGAGCUAUCACAUGACAACAUCUGUAAUGUACAUCAACAGGACAGUGGAGCUGAUGUCAAUCAAAUAAUAUCACAGAGUCAUCCGGGGUGGGAAGAAGGAGGCAGUGGGUCGGAUCAAGGACCUGAGCAACAGAGAGAGGAGAGUGUUGAGACAGUAGAAGUGGGUAAUGACACUGCAGAGGAUGUUUCCAACGACAGAAAUCUAGAAACAGGAAUUAGAGAAACUGUCAGUGUUGUUGUAUCUGGAGGAGUGGAGCUAUCACAUGACAACAUCCGUGAUGUAGAGGAUCAGGACAAUGGAGCUGAUGUCAAUCAAAGUAUAUCACAGAGUCAUCAGGGCUGGGAAGAAGGAGGCAGUGGGUCGGAUCAAGGACAUGAGCAACAGAGAGAGGAGAGUGUUGAGAGAGUAGAAGUGGAUAAUGACACUGCAGAGGAUGUUUCCAAUGACAGAAAUGGAGAAACAGGAAUUAGAGACAAGGUCAGUGUUGUGUCUGGAGGAGUGGAGCUAUCACAUGACAACAUCUGUAAAGAAGAGGAUCAGGACAGUGGAGCUGAUGUCAAUCAAAGUAUAUCACAGAGUCAUCAGGGCUGGGAAGAGGGAGGCAGUGGGUCGGAUCAAGGACAUGAGCAACAGAGAGAGGAGAGUGUUGAGAGAGUAGAAGUGGGUAAUGACACUGCAGAGGAUGUUUCCAAUGACAGAAAUGGAGAAACAGGAAUUAGAGACACGGACAGUGUUGUGUCUGGAGGAGUGGAGCUAUCACAUGACAACAUCUGUAAAGAAGAGGAUCAGGACAGUGGAGCUGAUGUCAAUCAAAGUAUAUCACAGAGUCAUCAGGGGUGGGAAGAAGGAGGCAGUGGGUCGGAUCAAGGACAUGAGCAACAGAGAGAGGAGAGUGUUGAGAGAGUAGAAGUGGGUAAUGACACUGCAGAGGAUGUUUCCAAUGACAGAAAUCUAGAAACAGGAAUUAGAGAAACUGUCAGUGUUGUUGUAUCUGGAGGAGUGGAGCUAUCACAUGACAACAUCUGUAAAGAAGAGGAUCAGGACAAUGGAGCUGAUUUCAAUCAAAGUAUAUCACAGAGUCAUCAGGGGUGGGAAGAAGGAGGCAGUGGGUCGGAUCAAGGACAUGAGCAACAGAGAGAGGAGAGUGUUGAGAGAGUAGAAGUGGGUAAUGACACUGCAGAGGAUGUUUCCAAUGACAGAAAUGGAGAAACAGGAAUUAGAGACAAGGUCAGUCUUGUGUCUGGAGGAGUGGAGCUAUCACAUGACAACAUCUGUAAAGAAGAGGAUCAGGACAGUGGAGCUGAUGUCAAUCAAAGUAUAUCACAGAGUCAUCAGGGCUGGGAAGAGGGAGGCAGUGGGUCGGAUCAAGGACAUGAGCAACAGAGAGAGGAGAGUGUUGAGAGAGUAGAAGUGGGCAUUGACACUGCAGAGGAGAGGGGGGAUGCUGAGGGAGACAAGAAACAGAAGAGAGAAGCUGCACAAAGAAAAGAAACAUCCACAACCAAACCUUCCCUCACUGAAGGUGUAGGGGAUCAGGGCGAGAGAGGAUAUAAAGAUGUUGGUGUGAAGGAACAAGCUAAAAAGCAGGAAAAUGACGUAGAUGAACAAAUUCCAAACAGUGCGACAAAGAGAGCAGCAAGCUCAGCAGGAAGGGAAAGACUGGCGGAGAACCCUGAAAUAAUAGAAACUUUAGAAGAAAGUAAAAGAAAAUCUGAUCCAAAAACAGACGUACUAGACACUCUGCUGAAUGAUGUUGACAACUCACCAAUAAAGAAAAAAAAAAAAAAGACAAAAAAUAAAUUGCCAUGUUGUUUGAGACCCAAUACUAAAGAGUAGCUCAGAGUCAGAAUGAAUCAAAGAACAUUAUUUGUCCACGAAAACACAAUUUGUGAUUUUGCAAGACUGAUUUCAUUGUAGUGGCACACAUUUUUUGUCUAUGCUUUUUGAUACUAAGCAAUAUUGCCAGUGACAUUUUAGCAAUCAGGCAGUAUGGACAGAACUCCAAUACUGAAUAUUUUGCCUUUGAUCUUUUUGGUUAAUGUUAAUAAAAUGCUUCACUUGCUGUUUGCCACAGAAUCGUGUAAAGAGCCGCAAAUGUAAAAGGUUUGAAACAGAGAGGGUUGAUUUAGUGCAUAAGUCUGAAAUAGAAAGUGAAAUGAAGCUGACUAAUGAAAAUGUAAAUGUGGGAUGAAAGUUAAUUUGAAAUAAAAGAUUUUUCCAGAUAAAAUGAUGCAUUGACCUGUUAGAUUUUACUUUUUACAAAUUUUAUAUUUAAUUUUUCAAAGAUAUGUGAAUACAUGGCAAUGAAUCUAAUAUGACAGACAUGUUAAUGUGUGUGAAAAUAAAAUCCAAAUGUAAAUCUU
Molecule: messenger RNA, 3569 nt
Organism: Seriola aureovittata
Lineage: Eukaryota; Metazoa; Chordata; Actinopteri; Carangiformes; Carangidae
Exons: 11
Coding region: 79-3042 (987 amino acids)
Biological process (GO): protein deubiquitination
Cellular component (GO): cytosol; nucleus
Molecular function (GO): cysteine-type deubiquitinase activity; cysteine-type endopeptidase activity
Source: RefSeq, a predicted model, not a curated record